This is a messenger RNA of Ogataea parapolymorpha DL-1, 1254 nucleotides long. RefSeq lists its product as uncharacterized. Gene Ontology annotation, biological process: proteolysis. Bases 1 to 1254 code for a protein of 417 amino acids. Gene Ontology annotation, molecular function: serine-type endopeptidase activity. The transcript has a single exon. Lineage: Eukaryota; Fungi; Ascomycota; Pichiomycetes; Pichiales; Pichiaceae. The record is from RefSeq and is a predicted model, not a curated record.
AUGAGAUUUGCAGAAUUCUUGGUGGUAUUUGCCACGUUAGGCGGGGGGAUGGCUGCACCGGUUGAGUCUCUGGCCGGGACCCAACGGUAUCUGGUGCAAAUGAAGGAGCGGUUCACCACAGAGAAGCUGUGUGCUUUGGACGACAAGAUCAAGAGUCUGAGUCAUUUCCGAGACGGCAUCGACAGGAAUUUCUCCUUUGGCAACUUCGAGGCCUUCUCAGGCAAGUUCAGCAAGGAAGCGUUGCUCAGAAUGGCUUCCAACCCAAUGGUUGCAAAAAUCGUGCCCGAUAGCCUGGUCGAAGCCGUCGACAUCGAGGUCGAGGCAAACGCUCCGUCGCAUCUGGUCCGACUGUCGCAGGACGACCCCGUCAGCCCAGAUGACACCGAGUAUUUCUAUGACUCCGACUACUUGGGACAGAACGUGAAUGCAUACAUCAUCGACAGCGGAGUGUUUGUGGACCAUCCGCAGUUCGAAGGACGGGCCGUCAAUGGACCCAACUUCAGCGACGACGUGUCAAACACGGACUUCGUGGGCCACGGUACACAUGUGGCUGGUAUCAUUGGGUCCAAGCAUUUUGGCGUUGCAAAAAAAAUCAACCUCAUCAGUGUAAAAGUUCUCGACAGAUACGGCCAGGGCUCACUGUCGUCGGUGAUUGCUGGAUUGGAGUACGCCGUGAAACACCACAGGGAGCACGAGAACACGCCGGGACUGGCCAAUUUGUCGCUCGGAGCGGCCAAGAGCUCUGUGCUGGACGACGCCGUCAAGGCAGCCUAUCAGAGCGGCCUGGUGAUUGUGGUUGCAGCAGGAAAUAGCAACAUCGACGCGUGCAACACGUCGCCGGCCGGCUCACCCUACGCGUAUACUGUGGGUGCAAUCGACGACUCGCAGGACAAAAUCGCUAGUUUUUCCAACUGGGGCAAGUGCGUCAAUAUUUUUUCCAGUGGAGUGGAUAUCAAAAGCUUGUCCAACAGCAAGACCAAUUUGAAGAAAGUCCAGACACUGAGCGGCACGUCGAUGGCCAGUCCUGUUGCCGCGGGGCUGAUUGGCGUGCUGCUGAGCAAGGGUGUGUCACACGAUGAGAUUGUCUCCGAAAUGGAGGAAUUGUCGAUCAACGGGGCUGUUCCAAGAAUCAGCCUACUUUUGCGGCCAGGAAGCCCCAACAGAAUAGCGUCGAACGGCAUUAGAGAGUACGACUUCGACAUAAUGCGAGUGUCCAACAGCAGCGUCACAAACGGCACUGCGAUUAGAGCGUAA